This is a messenger RNA of Penicillium waksmanii, 789 nucleotides long. RefSeq names its product short chain dehydrogenase/reductase family. Lineage: Eukaryota; Fungi; Ascomycota; Eurotiomycetes; Eurotiales; Aspergillaceae. Bases 1 to 789 code for a protein of 262 amino acids. The transcript has 4 exons. The record is from RefSeq and is a predicted model, not a curated record. Gene Ontology annotation, molecular function: oxidoreductase activity.
AUGGAUUCAGCCAGUCUUUUUGAUGUUAAGGGCAAGGUGGUGCUGGUCACCGGCGGAGCCAAAGGUAUCGGUCGCAUGAUAUCAGAGGGCUAUGUGACCAAUGGUGCUACCGUCUACAUCUCCUCCCGCGAUGCAAAGGCAUGCGAGAAGGCUGCUGCUGAGUUGAAUGCCCUUGGCAAGGGCAAAGCCCAUGCCAUUCCAGCCGACUUUUACAAGUAUGAAGACGUGAAGCAGCUGGCGGAUGAGCUGGCCAAGCGAGAGAGCAAGCUCGAUGUCCUGGUCAACAACUCCGGUUCCAACUGGGGCGCCCCCUACGACGAGUAUCCCUCUGAAGCCUUUACCCGCGUCCUGACCCUCAACCUUCACCGUGUCUUCGAUCUCACCAAGCUUGUGACUCCUCUCUUGGAGAAGGCAGCUACUCCGAAUAACCCGGCGCGCAUCAUCAACAUUGGCAGCAUUGACGGUCUUCGUGUCCCCUCGCUCGAGACCUUUGCAUAUAGUUCCAGCAAGGCCGGUCUGCACCACCUCAGCCGGGUUCUUGCCAAUCACCUAGGAAAGAGGAACAUCACUUCGAAUACCUUGGCCUGUGGCCCGUUCGAGAGCAAGAUGAUGGCCGCCACGCUUAAGUCGUUCGGUGAGGCUAUCAAAGCCGGUGUGCCUCUGGGCCGGAUUGGUACACCGCAAGAUGUAGCCGGUUCUUGCUUGUUCCUGAGUAGCCGAGCAGGCGCAUUUAUCAAUGGGGCGACCAUUACGGUGGAUGGUGGCAGCGCCAUUGCCGCCAAAAUCUAA